AUGGCGACCGAUCAGCAGUUGGCCAUGGUUGCCGAAUUGGAAAUGGAAAUGAUGUCGGAUAUGUACCGUCGGAUGACGGCAGCUUGCCAGGAGAAAUGCAUCGCAAGAACAUUCAAAGAAGGAGAGCUCACAAAGGGUGAGGCAGUAUGUCUAGACCGUUGUGUUGCGAAGUAUCUGGACGUUCAUGAAAAAUUAGGAAAACGAUUGACGGCUAUGUCCCAAGGUGACGAGGCAGCUCUUCAGAAAUUACACGAGAAUAAAUAA
Molecule: messenger RNA, 264 nt
Organism: Cooperia oncophora
Lineage: Eukaryota; Metazoa; Nematoda; Chromadorea; Rhabditida; Trichostrongylidae
Source: the annotation of a GenBank genome assembly